AGCUAAGGGCUGUGUCCAGGCACUCCACAUUGCGUUGUGUAUAUGAACAGCCCUUAGCUGUGGUAUAUUGGCAAUAUACCACACUUCCCCCAGGCCUUAUUGCCCAGUGCUUGAACUGAAAUAAGUGCUGAUACUGAUUUUGGGUAAUGGUACUGUUUACAUUUAGGUGCAGGAGCCCCACAAUACAUGAGCUAACAUUCUAUAAGAGGAACAGGAGUUAGAAAAUGCAAGGUGCUGGUACUCAGCUUCAGUGACCUGCCCAAGUCAAACACUGCUUAAAUAUAUGGGUAUGAUGCAAAACUACUUGUUUACUGUUCUAAUUACAUUGCUAAUUAGGUUAUAAUAGCAGUAAGGCACUUUGGGGGUUUGUGGUAUAUGGUUAAAAUACUAUGGCUAAGGGGCUAUAACCAGGGACUCCGCAUUGCAUCAUGCGUAAGAACAAUAAAUCAAAUGUAUUUAUAAAGCCCUUUUUACAUCAGCCAAUGUCACAAAGUGCUAUACAGAGACUCAGCCUAAAACCACAAACUACAAGCAAUGCAGAUUAGAAGCACGAUGGUUAGUAAAAACUCCCUAGAAAGGCCAGAACAUAGGAAGAAACCUAGAGAGGAACCAGGGUCUGAGGGGUGGCCAGUCCUCUUCUGUCUGUAUUGGCCAUAUACCACACACACUCGGGCCUUAUUGCUUAAAUACUGUAUAUUCCUUUCUGCGUGUAGCCAGAAAGAAAAGCUAUCUUUGACUACAUUUCCCAUGAUAACCAGACCCGUGACAGGAAAUCCGUUUCUGAACCAAUGGAAAGCAUUUAGUCAAAACGGCGCUAAAACACGUUAACAGACUGACUCUUUGCCUUUGGUUGCUGAAUUUAUUUAUUUUUGUCAAUUAGCUAUAGCUAGGUAGACAACGUUUUAUUUUAUAGACCACGACAAUAAUACAUCCACAGACUGCACAAGUGGUGUUUCGCGAAAUAACAAGACUAGCCGGUAAUUAUGAAUGCUAAUGUUGAGACGCUAGCCUAGCUGAUGAUGUCCAAUCUUCCUCAAAAUAAUUUGAAGGAACAACUCGAGAGACAUAGCAAUGCUGCUCAGAGAAAACUGUCGUUGUCUAAACCCAAACCAGGGACAUUUUGUUUCAAAAAGAAGUCCACAUCAGGUAUCACCAAGGUGGAAGUUCACACUAAGGUAAACAGCUCAAAUGGUUUAACAAACAGGAGUGUCAAUGUUCCUCAUGAUAAUGCAGUAAUUAAACCUCCUUUGACGUUUUCAACCAAGCCCGAAAGACCUCUCGCCAAAAUCAACUUCUCCUCAGUCAAUCCCAAAAGCAAGUAUGAAGCCAUCAGUCCUGUAUUAACCCCCUUUUCGGGAAGGAAACCCAUCCCAGCUGUGUCUGCUGCAAAGAUCUCUCCUGCUUUGACCAAAUCGGAUAGCUUGAUCACAGGUAGCAAUGGCAGCAAACCCACAGGACUUGAUAGCUCUUUUGGUAUUCCCCUGGACGGAUGGGAUGAUUUUGAUGACUUUGAAACCCCUGUCAAGGGCAAAAGUACUCUACCAAGCCCAGGGAUCUCAGGUAGGUGUGCCAAGGUGACACCUAUUUCCAGUGUUGAACAAUUGGAUACUAACACACACAGAUCAGACAAAUAUGUCCCUCUAGGAGCGCUGAAUACAAAGACCAACAGCCGUCAUAGAAAUAAGUGUAGUCUUGAUGGGACAGAACAAUGUACUCUCACAAUGAAGGACUCACAAGAUGGUUCGGAGUCAGCCAGUACUGCUCCAAGAGACAAUCCCAUCCAGGAUCCAGCAGAGUGGGAGCACUGGGAGGUGGAGGAUUCUCCCAUUAAAAUGGUUAGAAGACGACCUUCCGCUUAUCAAGCCAAGUCUGUGCUGAGUGACAGUGAAGAUGAGAACAUCACUGCACCCGGUCCAGUUGAAAAGAUAGAUCAUCAAAUUAAAUGGAAUGAGACAGAUGUUAUAGACAUUGAUGACAAGUCCGAGCUAGAUGGAGACCUAGAUUUCAUCCCCCCUUCCCCAAGUCCAGAGGAUUUCAGUCAUUCUACUUCUAUAAAGGAAACAAGAUUGAAGUCUGCAGUCCGUAAAGACAUCAUUCCUGAAUCAACAAGAGGGUCAGUGUCGAGCCUGCAAAGAGUGUCUGAUGGUCCUCUCAAAGAAAGAAAAGUCACCAAUCCAAAGUCUGAAGAUCAGCUCUUGAGUAUCAUGGAGUCCAUCUGUGCUCUGGUGGAUUCCAUCCCUGAUCAUGAACUAUUAGGCCUGUCCUGUGGGACAGAGCUCUUACUGCAGCGCGCUCAUAGGAAAAGGAUAAUUGCUACUGGCAGCAGUGACACAUCUUCAAGGACACAACAGCCAGACAGCACUGUCUUGGAAUCCAGAUUCGGUGAAAAGACUACUUUUUCCUUUGCUACUCCAAGUGUCAUGUCUUCCACCACUUGCCUGCCCAAGGGUAAAGGAGAUUCUUCCAUGAAAGCCCUUCCCUUCAGGAGGUCCUCAGUCAUAUCUGUGGACUACGACAGUAGUAUUUUUGAGGACUCUGACUGUAUGAUCAAUGUUCAGACUCCAGGCAUCUCUUGGAGACCCAGCACUCAGGAAAAUCCUAUUUUCACUAGAGACAAGAAGAAAGCAUCCACAACAGGCCAAAGUAAUUGUGACUCUCCAUUGAAUUACGGUAUCUUCAAAAAACAAAUUUGUGAUGUGGCUCAGUCAAAUUUCUUCUCACUGAAGAGCCCGGCAGCUGCUGUACAAAUGACUGGGGAGAGCGGUACACAAGCCUCUGUGGCACAAGCCCCAGCAGUUACGGAGCCAGACGAUUUCUUCAUUGAUGACUUUGACAUAGAUGACUUCAAUGAUUCAGAUAUCACUGACUACUUUGAACCCCCAAGCUCCUCAGCGUCAAGGCAGGACUUGAGUUCUAUCUCUAAAGCGGUGCGUGAGGGAGGACCAAGUACAUCAACAUGGCAGAAGAAACCAGCUACACCAGCUCCUGUGGCCAAGCCUCCUAAAAUCACCUCUCCUGAGCCCACAUACAGAAACCCUGCUCACGAUCGCUUCAGAGGCUUCAACUUCCCCCACUGUCCAGAGAUGAUGAAGAUUUUCCACAAGCGCUUUGGUCUCCAUCAGUUCCGAUUCAAUCAGUUGGAAGCCAUUAAUGCUACGUUGUUAGGUCAAGACACAUUUGUCCUGAUGCCAACAGGAGGGGGUAAAAGUCUUUGCUACCAGCUGCCGGCCUGUGUGUGUGCAGGAGUCACUGUGGUCAUCUCACCACUGAAAUCACUUAUUGUAGACCAGGUCCAGAAACUCACUACACUGGAUAUUCCCGCCACAAGUUUGUCUGGUGAGAAGACUGACAGUGAAGCAGCCAGGAUCUACUUGCAGCUGUCCAAGAAGGACCCCAUAAUUAAAUUGCUCUAUGCAACUCCUGAAAAGGUGUGUGCGAGUGGCAGGAUGAUCAGUGCCCUUCAGAACCUGUAUGAGAGAGGUCUUCUAGCACGCUUUGUCAUUGAUGAGGCUCACUGUGUCAGUCAGUGGGGCCAUGACUUCCGGCCAGACUAUAAGCGGAUGUACGAGCUGCGGCAGAAGUUCCCCAAAGUGCCGAUCAUGGCCCUGACCGCCACUGCCACCCCCCGUGUCCAGAAGGACAUCCUCAAUCAGUUGCAGAUGACCCAGCCUCAGGUGUUUACCAUGAGCUUCAACAGAAACAACCUCAAAUAUGCUGUGUUACCCAAGAAACCCAAGAAGGUAGAUGAGGACUGCAUUGACUGGAUCAAGAAGAAUUAUCCACGUGAUUCUGGCAUUGUGUACUGCCUGUCCCGUAAUGACUGUGACAACAUGGCUGCCAGUCUUCAGAGAGCUGGUAUAUUAGCGCUAGCCUACCAUGCAGGCAUCAAUGACAAAGACAGAGAAUAUGUGCAGACCAAAUGGAUCAAUCAGGAUGGCUGCCAGGUCAUGUGUGCCACCAUAGCCUUCGGCAUGGGCAUCGACAAGCCUGAUGUGCGCUAUGUGAUCCACGCCAGUCUCCCCAAGUCAGUAGAGGGCUACUACCAGGAGUCAGGCAGAGCAGGCAGGGACGGAGAGAUCUCUCACUGCAUCCUCUUCUACUCCUACUCUGACGUCAUCCGCAUCAAGAGAAUCCUCACCAUGGACAAAGAUGGAAACCACCAUACCAAAGCCACUCACUUGAACAAUCUGCACAGUAUGGUACAUUUCUGUGAGAACGUGAUGGACUGCCGAAGGAUACAGUUGCUGGCUUACUUUGGAGAGCACAAGUUCAACCCAGGCUUCUGCAAGGAACACCCUGAUGUCAUAUGUGAUAACUGUGCCAGACCCAAUCAAUACAAAGCAAGAAACGUGACUGAAGAUGUGAAGAAGAUUGUGAGAUUUGUCCAGGAGAAUUGUGAAAAAGUUGGCUCCAGAUACAGCAAAUCUGCGAACCAAAACCGACUGACUCUGAACAUGUUGGUGGACAUUUUCUUGGGUGCUAAAACCGCCCGUGUCCAGUCAGGGAUGUUUGCGAUGGGAAAGGCUUACUCCAAACACAACGCUGACCGGCUGUUCAAGAAGCUGGUUCUGGAUCACCUUCUGGUGGAGGACCUGUACAUCACAGCCAACAGCCAGGCAGUGGCCUACAUCUCUGCUGGACCCAAAGCCAUCAAUGUCCUCGGGGGACACAUGCAGGUGGAGUUCUAUGAGACCGAGAGUGCCUCCAGCAUCAGGAAGCACAAAACUGCUGUGGCCAAGGAUGUCUCCAAGAGCGAGGAGAUGGUCCAGAAGUGUCUGCAGGAGCUCACUGAUCUGUGCAAGAGUUUGGGCAAAGUCUUUGGCAUUCACUAUUACAACAUCUUCUCCACUGCCACCCUGAAGAAGAUAGCCGAGACUCUCUCGGCCGACCCGGAUGUGCUGCUGACGAUUGAUGGUGUGACGGAGGACAAACUGGAGAAGUAUGGAGCAGAUGUCAUCGCUCUUCUGCAGAAAUACUCUGAGUGGAAGCUACCUGUGGAGGAGCAGUCUGACACCACUGAAGGAAGCUCCACUAUGGCAUGGAUAGACACAAGCAGAGGCCGCGGAGACGACGAGGAGGACUGUUAUGAGGACGAUGCUGGAUCUUCCAGUUAUUUCAACAGUAACAACGGCAGAGGAGCGAAAAGGAAAAAGGCCUCCGCCUUCAAGAAAUCCAAAAAGAGAAAAGGAUAUACAAACUCCAACUCUAAAGGGAAGUACAGCAACAAUGGGUCGUGGACAGGGUCCAACUCCAGAGGUGGAUCUAAAGGCCGGGGGUCAGCAGCAGGGCGUGCGUCAGCAGCAGGGCGUGCGUCAGCAGCAGGGCGGGGCUCAAGGCCUUCAGCAGCAGGCCCAGUGGGGAGGAGGCCCGGCUUUAUGGCCCUCCCCACACCACAAACAAACAGCCGGCCAUUCCUCAAACCAGCCUUCUCUGUACUGUAGGAGUAUAACUCCUGGCCAUACCUGGAGUCUAACAGAGGGAUUUUGGAGUAGCAAGGAAACUCCUAGUUAGUAGAGGAUUUGAGACUGGGGUUCAAUUUGAUUCCAAUUUACUUAUAAAUGAUUUACUUGUUUCAUUUUAACUGACGAAUGUGUGUUUCUGUACAGCGUCUUCAAUAGUCUUCAUUUUUUUUCACUGGAUUAUCACUGUUUGUUUGCUUCUUUAGCAGUAUUUCUUAUCCAUUCUGACGUGAAGUUUUCCACUUUUAAUAAAGGCUCAUAAAUUAUUCCUAAAUGUGA
This is a messenger RNA of Oncorhynchus gorbuscha (pink salmon), 5738 nucleotides long. It is a transcript of the gene blm, whose product is annotated as BLM RecQ like helicase. The record is from RefSeq and is a predicted model, not a curated record. The coding region runs from base 1017 to 5441 and encodes 1474 amino acids. Gene Ontology annotation, cellular component: nucleus; chromosome; cytoplasm. Gene Ontology annotation, biological process: double-strand break repair via homologous recombination; DNA replication; telomere maintenance. The transcript has 21 exons. Lineage: Eukaryota; Metazoa; Chordata; Actinopteri; Salmoniformes; Salmonidae. Gene Ontology annotation, molecular function: DNA binding; hydrolase activity, acting on acid anhydrides, in phosphorus-containing anhydrides; 3'-5' DNA helicase activity.